Molecule: messenger RNA, 2611 nt
Organism: Chaetomium strumarium
Lineage: Eukaryota; Fungi; Ascomycota; Sordariomycetes; Sordariales; Chaetomiaceae
Product: carbon-nitrogen hydrolase
Exons: 3
Coding region: 193-2334 (713 amino acids)
Biological process (GO): protein catabolic process; protein modification process
Molecular function (GO): protein-N-terminal glutamine amidohydrolase activity; protein-N-terminal asparagine amidohydrolase activity
Source: RefSeq, a predicted model, not a curated record
CCGCCCCCCGCUUCGCACGGGGAUAGUUUACCCCUGGUUUCGCAGUUGAUUCCCACCGGAGUUCAAGCCCCUGGAUUCCCUCAUCCCGUCGUAUUGUACAUCAUGGGCAUGGCCAUUAUUGCCGGUGCUGUAAACCGGGUAACCUGAUUUAUUCCAUACCGUGUAUAAGGCUGAGCCAAGCAGUUGGACACCAUGAGGAUUGCCUGCUUACAAUUCGCCCCGCGCGUCGGCGACAUUGAGAAUAACCUCGACCGCGCCGAUGCUGUCCUCCAUAAAGCAAACGCAGACGAGCUUGACGGUCUGGACUUGCUCGUCCUCCCGGAGCUCGCCUUCACCGGCUACAACUUCAAGUCAUUGAAGCACAUCUCCCCUUUCUUCGAAGAGGCAGACUCCGGCAUCACGUCUUUGUGGGCGCGAACCACUGCCCUCAAGUACGACUGCACCGUCGUGGUGGGCUACCCUGAGCAGGUAGACGUCUCAGCGAAAUGGCCGGCCUCUCCUGAGUUUUACAACUCGGCCAUCGUUGUCAACGGCGACGGAGAUAGCAUUGGCAACUACAGGAAGUCUUUCCUGUAUUACACCGAUGAGACUUGGGCUCUAGAAGGCGCCGACGGCUUCUUCAGUGGCGAGAUACCCAGGCUUGGUAGUGUCGCUUUGGGCAUCUGCACAGAUCUGAACCCCUACAAGCUCGAAGCCCCCUGGGACGCCUUCGAGUUCGGCUAUCAUGUCCUCGAAGCACAGGCAAACGUGGUGAUAUUGACCAUGGCGUGGCAGACCCAUCAAGACGCCAGUCUCUUCACUCUCAACCCUGCGGAACCUGAUCUUGAGACACUAGUCUACUGGGUCCAGCGCCUCGAGCCGCUCAUCCGCGCAGAACAGGAGGAGGAAAUCAUCGUCGUUUUCUGCAACCGGAUCGGUGCCGAAGACGAAGCCACGUAUACUGGUACAAGCGCUGUGAUCGGCAUCAAGAAGGGCGAGGUCUUUGUUUACGGCGUUCUUGGGCGUGGGGUGAAUGAACUUUUGGUUGUCGACACGAAUCAGCCGCCCCGGAGCAAGUUGACCGAUGCCGACGCAGGGGAGACGGACGACUAUUUCGAGGCCAAGCCCGCCCUGGACACCAAAGUCAAAGUGGAUGGCAGGUUAAAGCUGGAAAUUCCGGGCGACAUCUCCCCGGAAGAGGACCAAGUACGCCAGUGCCAUCUUUCUGAGUCCGGAAUCGCGAUCGGGUUUGGUAGCCCCCGGAAAGUAUCGUCUCCGCGGCUGCCAUGGCUGGCACAGCCUGUCAAACCGGGCGGAACACCAACAGACAGCCGGUCACCAACACGUCUUCAGAUCCCCACCCGGCCGCAGCAUGACGAAUACAUCGCGAUCGACAGCGCCGUCACCGACGACAUCGUCAUCGACACAGAGUUCCCGGAUACUCCAGGGUUUACGCGGCGUCCGCAACAAACAAGCAUGGCAAUUCCGACCUCCCCCUCGAGGUCCCAAAACAAACCAAGCCCGUAUCCCUGGCACCACCCCGAUGGCUCACACUCGGCCGUUUUCGGUGGAGGGGCAACGAUGACCCCUAUCACGCCGUUUGACGAGGACGGAUGGAGCGCUACCCCCAUAGAUGCGAAGGCACCCGGCUGGUUUUGGAGACACGAGCCAACCUUGUCCGCUUUGAAGGAAUCGAUUGUGGAGGAGGAAGAGGAGGAAGAUGAGAAGGAAGAGACCAGGGAAUCGCCAGAGACUCAGCCCCGACGCGCCACGGCGGGAGGGGUGCAAAGUGCGUUAUCUCUCGAAAUGCAAGAGGCUCCUGGUCAUCGUGAUGAUGGCAUUGGACAACCCGAACAGCAGGCGGACGAGCCGGAAGAUGUCCCCUACUCCGGGCCGCUCAGCAAUGACUGGGCCGAUCUAGCACACGUCCUGGACGAACUGAGAACACGCCCUGGCUCGGCACUCGACUUCAGGUCAUCGCGGGACGAUCGGCCGAGCUCACCCAAGUUUCAGAAUCUGGCCCGGAACACCGGCUGCUCGGACCUAGCCUUCGACGAAUCGGACCCGGAGGCCCCAGCUGCGUAUGAAUCGGACCUCUACCGGCCAGCGUCCAGAAACGACUGGGGAAGGGGCGGUCAUGUCUCGCCGUCUGGCAUCCUCCCCGCGUCACCGAGCACGACCGGCAACAAACUCCUCCAAAGGAGUAAUUCUUUCGAUGGAGUCAUUCGGGGGAAUAGACACAGUGGGCGGUCGCAUCAACGACAACCAUCCGCCCUACGGCACGCCGUGUCCUUCUCGGACCAUGCAGAGGGCGAGCCGAAUCCCCGUUUGUCGCGCAGACAAACAGCCGUUUGAAGAUGAGUACAGCCCUUGGGGUGUAAAACGUGGCGGGCAACCUGGCCCGUGGAGGAAAGGUCUUGGCUUGAGUGGUGGCGCAGCAGUGGCAAACUGAGGCAUCACGAAAUAUAUCCAUCCUCAAUAUACGACGACAACGCGUUUUCUUUCAACCGUCGAGAGGGGAGAGAGGGAGCGGGAGGGAGCGGGAGCGAGCGAGAGAGCAAGAGAGAGAGGGAGGGAGAGAGGGAGAGGGAGGGAGAGAGAAAACAGCCCUCGUGGCUUUCCAUUGAAGGCG